AUGUCUCCGCACGCGACGUCCAGGCGGGCCAAGUCGCGCCGCUGGCGAUCACUCCCUUUGGUCCUAUUCGUUGCAUUCGUGGUGUUCAUAUUCUGGCUGCAACCGAAGCAACCUCUCCGCGGCGAUAAGCAGGCGGCUGGCAAGACGGACACGCCAGUGAAUGCGGCAAUAGGGAAGGACGACCAGCUGGAUGGCGCUGCCCUCCACCUCGUGGCGAUGGAUCUGCAGCGUGGAAAGACAAUGAACCUAAGUGAAGAGCGCGAAACACUUCUGCGAUGUGCAUUCCUUACUUUGUCAGCUGUGGACGCCUGUGCGAAGAUGUUUAGUACCGUAUUUGGCGCGGCAGAGAAGCAGGGGGGUGCAGGAGCCGUUCUGCUGUUGCCGCUAAUGCCAGACUGUCCUGACAAGAACGUUCCUGGUGAUGUGGCGACGGAUUUUCUGCGUGGGACGAGCAGCACCAUCAUGCAACAACUUCCCAUUCAAAUUGGCAAGAUGCGGCGGAAAGCGGAAGAGAACGGCCUAGCGUUCCCGUCCUUAGAAUCGCUCCGUGAGGGCAUCCUGCGGGCGAGUGCACCACGCUGUGAAAACGCAUCGCUGCCCGCCCGCCUGAAAGCCCCCCACGACCUUGCUGGCGAGAUCAGCGACGUGCAGGUGGUGAGCGCGGAAUACCUGUUUCCCGAUACCCAUUCCUUCUCUGUAGACACCGCGGUGGCCAAUGUGGUUGGGGCGGCAACCACAACAUAUCUCCUGUUGCCGCAGCCACCUUCGACCUCACGUGUGCCUGUCGUCGUGGACACGUUUGUUAAAGUGGUGGCGAAACACAACUGUGAUGUGGUGCACCUCACGUCAAAUACUGCUGAGAGCGAGAGGGCCGGCGCGACACAUUCCACAACGCUGAUGUGGCGUGUGCGGUGCCCCCACACCAAGCCGGCGGAGUCGCCUGAGUCAGCGGGCCGAUCACCGUUGUGGCACCGCGUCGAUGUAGCGGCGCGGUCACCGCUGCUGUGCGAGCAUCUCACAGACCGCCUCGUACUCUCGCGCGUCGUCAAAUACGGGACGAAGACGGCCGUCCUGCGCGGGCAGUGGCGAGGCAAGGAAGUGAUGGUGAAGGUGCUGCACCCCUACCACUACUUCAGCUUCCAGGGGCUUCGCGUCUUCAUGCAGGCGCUGAGGAAACGCAGCCCGCUGAUCCAUUACCCCACCUUCAGCUGCUACUCCACAACACACGAUGCCAUCUUCCAGUUUCAACAGUUUCUCAGUGGCUACACAACACUAAAUUCGCUCAUGCUUUCACGUGGCAAACAUGGGGCGUUAUCGCUUCGGCAACGCGUGGAAAUUGCUGUGCAAAUUGUUUGCAUCUUUCAGUUCUUGCACGAGGAACACCCUGCGGGGCUAUUUGCAUACAGUGAUAACCACCCCAGUCAAUACUUGCUUAAGGAGGGUAGUGACGGACUAUUUCACGUGCGUCUCAUUGACAUUGAUACCCUCCAGCAGGGUAUUGCCCAAGCCAUUACGGAUACGCCGUACCCAUACAGUAACUACAGCUUGCGCUGUCGCUGUUUCUAUUGCAGGGGACGCUCUAAUUGUUUGUUUUAUAAUACAUACGAGGCGUACAAGGCCUGCGGUCAGCUUCAGGAUAGGCACGCGUGGAAUUCCGAAAUGCCACAUGCUGCGAGCGAUGGCCGUGUGUGUGAUGGUAGCACAGACAUGUGGUUUGAGGCGCAGCUGCUUUAUCUUCUGUUUGAUGGAACUCCGGCAUGGAGCUCCGUGGGGCGUGACGACCUCCUUCACCGAAUUGAGAUGCGCGCGGUCCCUUCAUUAAAAAGAGACUGGUCCGCAGUGAAAGCAGACUACAGUGAGGCUGUGAGCGAAGUGCUGUCUCACAUGUUCCUCUCACGUCCCAAAGAAGAGUCAGUGCUGCAGAAGCUGCGGCACCUCUGCGAAGUGGUGGGGUGCAGGGUGGCGGCGAAGUGCCCAGCACCGGUUCCGUCGUCAACGGGCCUCUACUCGUCGCCGCUCAACCUGCAACUGCGCUGA
Trypanosoma grayi is the source of this 2037-nucleotide messenger RNA. RefSeq lists its product as hypothetical. The record is from RefSeq and is a predicted model, not a curated record. The transcript has a single exon. Bases 1 to 2037 code for a protein of 678 amino acids. Gene Ontology annotation, molecular function: ATP binding; protein kinase activity. Gene Ontology annotation, biological process: protein phosphorylation. NCBI's taxonomy places the organism in Eukaryota, Euglenozoa, Kinetoplastea, Trypanosomatida, Trypanosomatidae.